Messenger RNA from Paecilomyces variotii, 1328 nucleotides. RefSeq lists its product as hypothetical. Bases 1 to 1134 code for a protein of 377 amino acids. The record is from RefSeq and is a predicted model, not a curated record. Lineage: Eukaryota; Fungi; Ascomycota; Eurotiomycetes; Eurotiales; Thermoascaceae. The transcript is spliced from 3 exons.
AUGCCGUACACCAGCGCUGAGGGUGAUAGUGACGGACAUAGGAACACUGAGAGACCAGAGGAAUGCCUUGUCAGUAGAGCCCAUGUAUUGGCUAAUCUCAUGGGGAACGCAAGUGAAGAUCUGUGUUCGCUUGUCACAGCCAUGGCCGCGGAGAUUCGGCAAAAGGAUCUAGAGUUGAAGGCUGCAGAAGUGCAGAUCUGCAAGCUCGAAAAUGCAGUCAGCGACUCCACGAAGAGGCUUCUUAAGACUUUGCCCACUUCAUCACUCGAUGACUCAAGGCUCCGUGGAGAGUAUAGCACGCUUCGUGGGUCUGUUGAAGACUGGGUGUGGCUUUUGCCUGCUGCUACACUCACCCAAGAAUACCAAAGCAACAUGGCACAACUUCCGGCAGAACAUGCUCUGAGGUUUUCUGUGCGGUUAUUUGUCAACAAGAACUUCAUGAUCUCCCUUGAGACGAGCAUGGGGGAACUAAACGGAGAUAAAGAAGCAAUAAAUGCCUGGAGGUCCAAUACCAUGCGCGCUCAUGUUAUCAGAGAGGCCUAUAAUAGGGAGCUGCAUGCGCAGAUAGGAACGCUAAACAGUGAAAUACUGAGCACGCUUUCCUUUAUUGACAUAGACCUAUCCGAUCCCCUAGGGGUAAUGGAUGAUCUCCGACGUCGAGUAUUACUGCCCGCUGCAAAACUCGCAGAAGAAAUGAGCUACACACCCGAAUCAUAUCAUUGGAAAUGGUACGACAAUAGUGAUGAGGAGCUGCGAGAACUCAAGAGACUCUCAAAAUCUAGUGUUACGAAAUUUGUCAUCGUUGAUAGCCAGACGCACAACGAAGUCAAAAAAGAAAAACUGGCUGUUUUGCCGUCUAACCAAAGAAUAGGUCAAUGCCUCCUGGUAAUCUUUCCAGCCCUCUUUCGACAAGGAAAUGGCAAUGGGACAUGGAUACAGAUUGAGAAGGCAACCAUCCUUGUGAAGCUCAGUGAAACUGUCUCUGCCCAUCUAAAUCGUCAGAGCCAGCUCCAACGGGUUAAGAAAGAAUCCGAGGAUGACCACAUGGACGGCUUAGAGUCUCCUUCCAAGAAAGAAAGUCUUCUGGUGAAAACGGAGUACGAUGAUCUCCAGCCGUAUUCUCAAGCGCAGUGAUAGUGAUCAUGGAACGCGGCAGCUCCAUAACUGACCGGAUAUGACGUUGCUAUUCUGGUCCGCUUGACACAUUCUUCAUGUUUUCAACGGUGGAAUCGAAUAUUGAUUUCUUUUUGUGACUCCGGAUUAUCUUUCCGAAUUGUUUCCUCUUCAUUUCUACCACCAGCACUCGAGCCAUAAAUGCCCCUCUGAAG